CUGAGCAGCGCAGGCUGCGUCCCCACUCGAACGCCGGGCGCAGGUGCAGUAUCACCUGGGCAGGGCUCCGAUGGGAGCUUGUGCUGUUGGAAGUACUCCUCCCCGCUACAGACACACAGAUUCACAUGCAUUCCUCGGAUCCCGAUUUCCCUUCCGUGACACUCUCGGGGCAGCGGCUCCCACACUUCCAGAAACGGCUCCGCCCAGAAGCCCCACCCUCUGCUGCGAUCCGCUGUAAAUCCCGGCCCCCGGCGGGCUGCCUCGCACUCACAGCCGCCCUCUCCAGGCCGUGCGACCUGCGCACUCUGGAGCUUCAGGAUGGUGAAAGCUAAGAGCUGGGCCCUGAAGAAGCACUUCGAAGGCAGUCCUACUGAUAGUAACUUUGAGUUGAAGACAACUGAGCUCCCACCCUUAAAAAAUGGAGAGGUCCUGCUUGAAGCUCUGUUCCUCACUGUGGAUCCUUACAUGAGAGUGGCAGGCAAAAGACUGAAGGAGGGUGAUAUGAUGAUGGGACAACAAGUGGCCAGAGUUGUGGAAAGUAAAAACUCAGCCUGGCCAACAGGGACUGUUGUCCUGGCUUCUUCAGGUUGGACAACACAUUCCAUUUCUGAUGGGAAAGACCUGGAAAAGCUACCUACAGAAUGGCCGGAUACAUUACCACUGUCUUUGGCUCUGGGGACAGUCGGCAUGACGGGUCUAACUGCCUACUUUGGCCUACUUGACAUCUGUGGUGUGAAGGGUGGAGAAACGGUGCUUGUCAAUGCAGCAGCAGGAGCAGUGGGCUCUGUUGUGGGGCAGAUAGCCAAGCUCAAGGGCUGCAAAGUUGUUGGAGCAGCAGGAUCUGAUGAAAAGGUUGCCUAUCUUGAAAAGCUUGGAUUUGAUGUUGCCUUUAACUACAAAACAGUAGAGUCUUUAGAGAAAACUUUGAAAAAAGCCUCUCCUGAUGGUUAUGAUUGUUAUUUUGAUAAUGUAGGUGGAGAGUUUUCGAAUGUUGUUAUCCCCCAGAUGAAGCUAUUUGGAAGAAUCGCUAUAUGUGGGGCUGUCUCUACAUAUAACAGGACCCACGCUCCUCCCCCAGGCCCACCCCCAGAGAUUAUCAUUUAUCAGCAACUCCGCAUGGAAGGGUUCAUCGUCUCCCGCUGGCAAGGAGAGGUCCGCCAGAAAGCUCUGAAGAACUUGCUGAAAUGGGUCUUGGAGGGUAAAAUCCAGUACCAAGAAUAUGUCAUUGAAGGAUUUGAAAACAUGCCAGCUGCAUUUAUGGGAAUGCUGAAAGGAGAUAAUUUGGGGAAAACAAUAGUGAAAGCAUGAACAAAAAAAUGACACGUGGCAUCUGGAGAUCAUUUGGAUGAUUACUGGAUUUGUUUUCACCUUUUAAUAAAAAUGUAUACUGCCUAACUAUCUAA
Molecule: messenger RNA, 1403 nt
Organism: Tupaia belangeri chinensis (Chinese tree shrew)
Lineage: Eukaryota; Metazoa; Chordata; Mammalia; Scandentia; Tupaiidae
Gene: PTGR1
Product: prostaglandin reductase 1
Exons: 10
Coding region: 319-1308 (329 amino acids)
Biological process (GO): prostaglandin metabolic process
Cellular component (GO): cytoplasm
Molecular function (GO): 2-alkenal reductase [NAD(P)H] activity; 15-oxoprostaglandin 13-reductase [NAD(P)+] activity
Source: RefSeq, a predicted model, not a curated record